Sander lucioperca (pikeperch) is the source of this 6797-nucleotide messenger RNA. Its product is annotated as zinc finger C3H1 domain-containing protein-like. Lineage: Eukaryota; Metazoa; Chordata; Actinopteri; Perciformes; Percidae. Gene Ontology annotation, biological process: RNA processing. The record is from RefSeq and is a predicted model, not a curated record. Gene Ontology annotation, molecular function: protein binding. Bases 131 to 6622 code for a protein of 2163 amino acids. The transcript has 38 exons. Gene Ontology annotation, cellular component: exosome (RNase complex); nucleus.
GUAGCUGUCUUAGCUAGCCGACAGAGCGGACCGAUUACCGACUGUUUGUCCGGUGAAACAUGAAUUUAACGGCUUCAGUCCGAUGAGUUGACAGCCGGCAGACAGCCGUUAGUUUGGACGUUAGUACCAGAUGGAUUUAAACACGGAAAGCCGGUCUCCCAGAGAGGAGCGCGAGCUGGAAGACGGAGAGAUCUGCGAUGAUGAAACCGAGGAGAGUGUGCCGCUCCGGCGGGGGGAUGGUAACGGGAGCAGGCCCGCUCGCGGCCGCGGCCGCGGCCGCGGCGCUUCUCAACGGUCUCGAAAACCUCACCAACGCCCGCACAACAUGCUGCCACACAUGGGCCACCCGCCGCCGGACUUCAGACACUUGAUGCCACCGUACAACCGCGGACCUCACGCGCACGAGCCGUUCCCCCUGAGCCACCGGCAGCAGUGCGGGCCGAGCGGGCCCGAACGGCCUCCCGCCGCGUCCAACGCGCCGCUGCCGCUUCUCGGGCCCCACGGAGCCCCGAACCCGAGGACCAGCUUCUGGGAGCGCAGCCACGGCGCCCUGGGCCGGUUCCGACACCGGGCCAUGCCGAACGGUGGCCGCGGGGGAUGGAGCCGAGGCGGCCGGGGCGGCGGAAACAGCCGAGGUCCCCCCGGCGGUCGCUACGGGCCCGCAGAGAGUCACGGUAACACGAAGGACUCUCCCUCGAGGAAACAGAAGCAGGCGGGGAGGAACCCGGGCAGGAAACCCGCUCACAGUGUUUCUAAACCAGAUAACAGUGUUGACGAGUCCUUCGAGGACCUUCUGUCCAAGUAUAAGCAGAUCCAGCUGGAGCUGGAGUGCAUCCGCAAAGAGGAGACCCUGGCUCUGGAGCCCAAAGGGGACCAGAAGCCAGACCCUCCUGCCAGUGUUACAGACCCCAGACCAGACCCAGAGCCUCAGGAUUCUGCUCUGGCUCAGACUCAGGGCCCAGCUCAGAGUCCUGCUCAGAGUCCAGGUCUGGCUCAGACUCUGAGUCCUGCUCAGGCUCAGGCUCAGAGUCCUGCUCAGGGACCAGGUCUGGCUCAGACUCAGGGUCCAGGUCUGGCUGCAGCUGCAGCUGCAGAGGAAGCAGCCCAGCUGGAGGAGAAAGAGAAGAAAGUCUUCCAGGCGUUCAACAUCAAGCCUCUGCGCCUGAAGCUGCCGCGGCCCGCCAGCCUGGACCAGCUGAGGACCAAGGGGGGCGAGGACCAGAAAGGAGCCGCUGACAGGGACGGUGAAGAAGAGGAAGAAGAAGUUGCUGCAGAAGCUGAAGCAGAAGCUGAAGAAGAGUUGGAGGAGAAGAAGAAGAAGACGGCGUGCGUGUGCUGCGGCGGAGAGGAAGCAGAUGGAGAAGAGAAAGCUAAACGCUGUUUGUGUCGGAGAGAGUCGUCGGCCUCCAGCGAGGACUCAGUCCUCUCUCCUGACAAGCCCGUGGUGAAGGUGGAGGAGGAGGAGCUGUCGGAGCUGCAGCUGCGCCUCCUGGCGCUCCAGUCGGCCAGUAAGAAGUGGCAGCAGAAGGAGCAGCAGGUGAUGAAGAAGAGCAAAGACCGCAUCACUAAAGUGGUCCAGGAGAAGAAGAGCGCCGGCCCUGCAGCCACGCCCACCACGCCGCCCGGCAGCAGGCAGAGAGUCACCACCCGCUCUGCCUCCGCCGCUGCUGCUGCCUCCGCUGCUGCGGACCGGAGCAGAACCAGGUCCAGAGCUCUGGACAAGGAUCGGGAUCGGAGCAAGGCCGGGCCCAGAGCUGCAGACAGAGACCGGGACCGGCCCAAAGCCAGCCCUAAACCAGGCCCCAAGGCCCCGCCGGAGAGACGCAGCGCUGCUGGGAAGACCCACGCAGCCAAGAAGAUGAUCAGUCCCGGCUCGGCAGCCAAGCAGGCCUUCAGGAAGCAGCAGCUGAGGACCUGGAAGCUGCAGCAGCAGAGGGAGCAGGAGGAGAAACGCAGACAGGAAGAGGAGGAGCGACGCAAACGAGAGGACGAGAUCAGACGCAUCCGAGACCUGUCCAAUCAGGACGAGCAGUACAACCGCUUCAUGAAGCUGGUGGGAGGGAAGGCCAGGACGCGCAGCAAAUCCAGAGACCGAGAGCACAGGAAGUCAGCGGGGAAACAGGGUCUGGACGCCUCGGGGAACCUCUACCAGUACGACAACUACGACGAGGUCGCCAUGGACACGGACAGUGAGACGGGCUCGCCAGUGGCGUCUCCUCCUCACAGCUCUCAGCCUCCAGACGACCCGGCAGUGUUCCCUCGCCUGGCGCUGUACGCCGCUGACUGCCCUCCGCUAGGACUGGACUUGUGUCAACCGUUCCUCCCCCCCCUGCUCCACCCCCCGCCCCCCCCUCUCCCCCCUCCCCCUGACGAGGCCGAGCCUCCGCCCAAACCGCCCUUCGCUGACGAGGAAGAGGAGGAGGAGAUGCUGCUCCGGGAGACCUGCCUCAUGUCCAUGGCCAACAAGAGAGUGGCUGCCCCAGAGGACCAGAUCUCCAGCAGCCCUGCGUCUCCCAGCUGUCCUCCAGCUGCAGCCGUCCAGCAGCCAAUCAGAGGGAACCUGAGCUCCGUCAGCCUGAACGCCGUCGCUCCGUCACGCAGCAACAAGUUCAGCAGAGGACACCACGCUGCCAGAGCGCCACUGGUGCUGCCUCGACACAAGUCGGUGGUGGUUUCUCUCAACGACUCGGAGGACAGCGAGUCAGACGGGGACGCCAGCAGCUCCACGCCACCGGCCUUCGGAGGGCUGGAGUUCAUGAUCAAAGAGGCUCGAAGGACCGUGGAGGCAGCGAAGCCGAAAGCAGCCUCGGCCUCUGAGAAGGAGAACAACCCGGUCCGGACUCCAGAGGCUCUGCCUGAAGCCAAGAGAGCAGAGUACAGGCUGCUGAAAGAGGAGAUAGCUAGCCGGGAGAAGCAGAAGAUGCUGAAGGAUCCUCACAGCUCCGUCUCUACUGCCGUCUCCGACUCGCCGCUGGACUCCGCAGCCAAAGCCGCCGCCGAGCUGAAGCUCACCGAGGCAGAACAGAGAGUCCUCAGACACAGAGAGCUGCUGCAGAGGGACGAGGCCGUGCUGAGACAUCUGCUGCAGCAGGAGCUGAAGAAGAGAGAGUCUCUGAAGGCGGCCGAGGCCAAAGUGUCUAAACUGAGAGAACAGCUGGCAGCGUCGGAGAAGAUAGUCAGCGCCAACCGCACGCUGCUCAAGAAGCUGCAGGAACAGGUGCAGCGCGUGGAGCACCGUGUGUCCAUUAAGAAGAGCCUGGCUGUGCGCCUGGAGCAGGAGCUGAGUCAGCUGGCUGCCUGCAGGGGACCCAAACGCAAGAACCAGUCCAGCAUUGCUCUGCCUGUCAGGAAGCUGCAGCGUGUGGACGAGCGUCACUUUUCCGAGCUGAUGUCCCAGAAGCAGCGUCUGCAGCAGCUGGAGUCGGAGUACGCUCUGAAGAUCCAGAAGCUGAAGGAGGCUCAGGCGCUGCACAACCGCGCCGGGGCUGCCGUGGCGGCAGAGCCCGCCGUGCGAGCCUCCCCCCCGCUGCCUCCUGCUGCCGCGGAGCCUCAGAGCCAGGCUCCGCCCCCCUCGCCAUCCUUCCCGCUGCCGCAGCCCUCGCUGCACGACCUCACGCAGGACAAACUCACGCUGGACAGCGAGGACGUCCCGGAGGGCGAGGACUCGGAGCCCACGCCCGCCGCUGUCAAAGGAACUCGCAGGAACUCGCUGCGUCAGUCUAGCUGCUCCUUUACCAAACCGCACCUGGAGCAGCUGGGUGCCACGCCGGCUAAAGACGCCAAACCGCCCAACAUCCCCAUCAGCAAAGCGGCCAACAUCCCCGUGAGCCAGACGGCCAGCGCUGCAGGCGGCGGGCCGGAGCCUGCCGAGGUCUUCGCCGGGCUGGACGUGGACGCCCUGAAGCAGCGCUACCAGCAGCAGGCGCGUCUCGGAGAGCUGCUGCAGAGCGAGCUGCACACGGUGGGGGAGCCACUCCACGCCACGGCCGCCACCGGCACGGCAGUCUCAGUGGAGGUGGACACCGCUACGAGCCAAUCAGGGACCUCAGAUCUGAGACCCGUCCCCUUUGGGUCCUAUCACAGCCCUCUGCUGGUCUUCAGGUCAUACAGGUUCAGUCCGUACUACAGGACCAAGGAGAAGCUGUCUCUGAGCUCCGUUACCCAUAGCAACACCAUUGAACCCAGGAAGUGUUUCUGUCGCUUCGACCUGACGGGAACCUGCAACGACGACGACUGCAGAUGGCAGCACAUGAGGAACUGCACCCUGACAGGAAACCAGCUGUUCCAGGACAUCCUGUCCUACAACCUGUCUCUGAUUGGCUGCUCUGAGUCCAGCUCGUACGACGACGUCAGCGUCUGCACAGAAAAGUACAUGAAGAAGCUGUUUGGGUCAAACAAGGACCGUAUGGGCGUGGACCAGAAGGCCGUCCUCCUCGUCAGCAAAGUGAACGAAAGUAAACGACACGUCCCUCCGUUCACCACGUGGAAAGAUCCGAGGCGGUGGCGGCCGAAGCCGUCGGUGCCGAGCGGCGUGCGUCCCGAGGACGACAGCGAGGACGAGUCUGCAGAACAGCUGACGGCCGGGAGACACGAUGGCGUCUCCAGGACCAGCCUGUCUGCGCUGGACGUCUGCGUCACAUCGGAGGACAAGCGUUACUUCAUCAGCGAGACGGAUGACAUCUCCAACCUGGAGACCAGCGUCCUGGAGAGUCCCCGAGACACGCAGCUGUGGAUCAAACUCGCCUUCAAGUACCUCAAUCAGAACGAGACGUCUGCAGCAGAGUGCUUGGAGGCGGCGUUGAACACGCUGUCCCGCGCCCUGGAGAGUAACUGUGAUAACCCCGAGGUGUGGAGCCACUACCUGUCUCUGUUCUCCCGGCGGGGCAGCCGCGAGGAGGUGCAGGAGAUGUGUGAGAUGGCUGUGGAGCACGCACCCGACUACCAAGUCUGGUGGAACUAUCUGAAGCUGGAGAGCUCGUUCGAGGGGAAGGACUACGUGUGCGAGCGUCUGCUGCACUUCCUGCUCUCUGAAGCGUCUUCUGGCGUCUCGGACAAGCUGUCCUUCCAGCUGAUGGAGGCGCUGCUCUACCGAGUCCACCUCAACCUGUUCACCGGACGCAUGGACAGCGCUCUGGCUCUGCUGCAGAACGCGUUGAAGUCGGCCCAGGAGCGCAGCGUGGCGGACCACCUGACGGCGAGCGACCGGGCGCUGCUCUGGCUCUCCUACAUCCACCUCACGGAGUUUGAGCGGCUGCCGUGCAGCCUGCACGACCCGGCCGAGUCGGGCCCGUCCCGGCUGGUCAGCAGAGAGACCUUCCUGCUGCCCUGGAGGACGCCACAGGACGUCCGCACGCCGCCUGACAUCCUCAUCGCACUCUUCCAAGACGGCGUGCGUCAGUGCAGCGAUGAGUCAGCGUCUGCGAGCGAGAGGACGCUGGCCUGUCUUCCUCUUCACACCAACCUCAUCUUCCUCAACACGCUGCUGGACAGGUUUGACGAGGGCGUGUCUCUGUGUGAGUCUCUGCUGCAGUUCUGUCCCGAGUCGUGCACUCUGAGAGACGCUCUGGCUGAACUCCACAUCAGGAGGGGGGAGACGGACCAGGCCGUCAGCAUGUGGCUCCACGCUCUGGCAGAGUGUCCCAACAACGCAGAGGUCUUCUAUCACUCCGCCAAGUUCCUCAUGGCUCAGGACAAGUCGAGCGCCAUCACUCCUCUGUUCCGAGGGUUCAUCCUGUCGCUGUGUGACGACCAGCAGAGUCAGAAGAAGCCCGUGGAUGUCCUGCGACACAUGCUGGGUUUCCCCACUGAGGAUCUGCUGAGACGACCAAUCAGCAGGGAGCUGCAGGAGACGUUGAGCCAGCAGACGCCCUACCUCCACCUCAUCCACUGUCGCUGGCAGUGGCUGCACGGCUCCGUGGAGGACGCGGUGGACGCCUUUGAGAGAGCGCUGGGGUCAGCCAUGCAGCGGGACGAGCUGCACAAACUCUGGAUGGAUUACCUGGUGUUCAGCAGCAGUCAGUCCAAACUGUUCUCAGAUCUGGUCCAGCGCUGUCUCAGCACCGUCCCGUCCCGUCUGGAGGUCCCCUUCAACCCGGCAGAGUUCUGGAGCUGCUACAGCUUCCACAACAAGGUGGUGACUCUCUACCUCAGCUGUCUGCCACAGUCCCAGCAUGCACUUGUUCUGGAGAGACUGAGAUACGCCAUGCCCAACAACAUUGAACUGGGUCUGAGGUUGCUGCAUCAGGAGUGGCAGGACGGGAACAUCGAACACCUCAAGUUCCAGGUGCGGAUGCUGAGCAGUCACGCUCCCAGGUGUUUGGCCAACUGGAAGAUAGCGAUCGCUGUGGAGAGGGAGCUCAACGACCUGUCUGAGGUUCGUCUCCUGUAUCAGCAGGCUCUCCACAACCUCCCACUGUGUGCUGCCCUGUGGAAACAUCGGCUGCUGUUUGAGGCAGCAGAAGGCAGCAGUGGCUCCUCUGACAGACUGCGGCGUUUGCUGGACAGGUGUCAGCAGGUGGGAGUGAGUCUCAGUGACCAGCUGGUGGACAGGUGUCAGCAGGUGGACAGGUGUCCCCCCCAGGCGGACACAGUGAGUCUCAGUUUACAGACAGAAGACCAGUGACCCCCCAGCAGACACUAACUCAAACUCAGAGACCAGAGAUCCUAUUGGCUUAGACCAAUCAGCGGCCGCGCUCACACGCACACCUUCUUCCUCUGACAGACCAUAUUCUGCUGGUUCUGGUCCACGUGCAGAACCUAGACCAUAUUCUGCUGGUUCUGGUCCACGUGCAGAACCU